Messenger RNA from Epithele typhae, 2907 nucleotides. RefSeq names its product histidine-specific methyltransferase. Lineage: Eukaryota; Fungi; Basidiomycota; Agaricomycetes; Polyporales; Epitheliaceae. The coding region runs from base 1 to 2907 and encodes 968 amino acids. The record is from RefSeq and is a predicted model, not a curated record. The transcript is spliced from 12 exons.
AUGGCUCUCGACCUCUCUAACCGUGUCGAUAUCAUCGACAUGCGUGCCCGCCAAACUCCUUCCUCCGCCUCCGUGCGCGACGACAUCCUCGCCGGCCUCAACAAGCCCGUGGGCGAAAAGCAACUCCCCACGCUCCUCCUUUACGAUGAGGUUGGCCUCCAGAUCUACGAUGAGAUCACUACCAAUGCCAAAGAGUACUACCUCUUUCCCGCCGAGGAGGAGAUCCUCAAGAACAAGGCGGAUACCAUCGUGAAGGUCAUGCACUCUGCAAACCCCGCGCAAGAUUCGCUCGAGGAGAAUGUAGUCGAGCUGGGAGCCGGUGCGCUCAGGAAGACCUCCCUCAUUCUCCGUGCACUAUCACGUCAAGUGCCCGAGCCUUUCAACACCCCUCCUAUCAACUACUACGCUCUCGACCUUGAAAAACGUGAACUCGAACGCGUACUCAUGGAGGUCAACCACUCGGAUAUGGGACCCGAACUGCAGGGCAAGGUCUCCACCAACGGUCUCUGCGGCACCUACGACGAGGGCCUCAAGUUCAUUGAGGAUGGCGGCCUUUACGCUCGUACUAGUCUGAAUGACAUCGACACUUCGUUUACUGCGAAGUAUCCCCUCGAGCCAGUUGCGCGCGACGUCUCACCCAGCUCCGACUCGUCGGAUCGGAGUCGCACCGUCCCAACCGAGGGUACGGAGGCUACACCCCCAUUAACCCCUAGCGUCCAAACGCCUCUCCACAUCCUAUUCCUGGGGUCUUCACUUGGCAACUUCACGCGCGGGGAAGAUGCGCGGUUCCUCAAGUCUUUGCCCCUUCGUCCGGGCUCUGGCAACACCUUGCUGCUCGGCCUCGACCACGGCAGUGACGGAAAGCAGAUCGAGGCCGCAUACAACGACUCCAACGGCAUUACGCGCAAGUUCAUCAUGAACGGGUUAACAUGCGCCGGCCGAGCGCUCGGCGACGAGAAGCUUUUUGAACAAGACAAGUGGGAAUACGUGGGGCGUUACAAUGAGGAGCUCCGCCGUCACGAGGCAUAUUACAGGUCCACAUGCGAUCAGACGGUCGUUGACCCCGGGAGCAAAGCAUCCUUCCCAUUCGUAAAAGGGGAGCUUGUACGUGUCGAGGUUUCCAACAAGUUCUCUGAGCGCGAUGCCUAUGCGCUCUUUACGGAAGCAAACCUUCGCCCGGUGCAUCGCUGGACGGACAGCUCCUCCCAGUACUCUCUAUGGCUCCUGGAACGCCCACGCUUUUCGUUCCCGCUACUCACCUCCCCUGGCCGCACCCAGGAUGCCUCGCGUUCUCCAUUCUCUCUCCCCACUAUUGACGAGUGGCGGCACAUGUGGGCUGCCUGGGACUUCAUCACACGCGAGAUGAUUCCUCAGUCGAUGAUGUUCGAGAAGCCUAUCGACCUUCGGCACAUCUGCUUGUUCUACUGUGGACAUAUACCCACGUUCCUGUCUAUCCACCUGGCGAGACUGCUCAAGGAACCUGGUACCGAGCCUGUGGAAUUCAAGCGCGGCAUCGAUCCUAUCGUCGAUGAUCCGACACAAUGUCAUCCUCAUUCCGAGGUGCCUCUGCACGACGAGGACUGGCCCUCCCUGCGCAGCAUCUGGGAGUUCCAGGCCCGCGUGCGGACUCGAGUACACGACCUCUACGAUGAUAUUGAGUCUGGGAAAGUAACGCUCACUCGCAAGAUCGCCCGUGUACUUUACAUGACCUUGGAGCACGAAGCAUUUCACGCCGAGCCGGAGACCCCAGCCGUCACUCUCGGCCCGGCCACGCUUUCCAUGGGCCACGACGACGACGAAGCCGACGAUGACUCGACGGAAGUGCUCAGCCACGACUUCGGCUGGGACAACGAGCACCCGAAGCGCACCGUGCAAGUCGAACGGUUCCGCAUCGAAUGGCGACCUGUUACCAACGGACAGUUCUUCGACUUCUAUGUGAAGGAGGGUGGCAAGGACCUCGUCCAGCUCCCGAAGAGCUGGGUGGAGAUCGACGGGGAGAUCUUGGUGCGAGCCGUGUUGCUUUUGCUUCACCCUGGUGCGACGCUGUACGGCCCAGUCCCGAUGAAGAUCGCUAGGAACUGGCCGUUCGCGUCGUCGUACGACCACCUCUCCAAGUACGCGACCGUCAAGGGUGGACGUAUCCCCACCGAGCCUGAGCUCCGUCUCUUCAUGGACAAGUUCGAGUGCGGCUACGAGGGAGGCGCGAACAUCGGGUUCCGCAACUGGCAUCCAAUUCCCCGGUGGCACAAGGACGGAGGGAAGGGUCACAAUGGCGGGUUGUGGGAAUGGACGUCGUCCGUUCUCGAGAAGUAUGACGGGUUCGUGCCGUCGAAGCUGUACCCUGGGUACUCGACCGAUUUCUUUGAUACCCAUCACCAGGUUGUGAUCGGCGGAUCGUACGCAACGAUUCCUCGUCUGGCAGAGAGGCGCACGGUGCGCAACUACUACCAGCACAAUACCCCUACGCGUGCAGCAUGUUGGAGAGGAGGCGACACGUUCAUAAGGCCCGACAUGAUAACGUCGAUGUCAUCGCUCGACGGCGGGGGGUCUUCCAGCGCGGCGGCCGCGGACUUGACCCGGGUGUGGUCGAAGAGCUCGUCCUCCUCCAGCUUCUUCACCGCCGCGCGGAGGUUGUUCAUCACUUGCUCAAACAUUCUGCAAGCACGCGCACAGCGUCGUCAGAACUCCGGCGUGCGUAGAAACGAGAGCCAGAAAGAAGACGUACGAUUCUCCUCAGCGGGGGUCAGCUUGUGGCGCGAGGACGGGCGCGGGAGGACGAGCGGGUCGCGGCUCGCCUCCUCCUCUUCCGCGCGGGGGUUGUGCAGGCCGAUCGCGUCUUCGCACUUGCGCUCGAACUCGCUUUCGGAGAGCUCGGCGUCGACCAUGGUCGUCUCGUCCGGCCCGUAG